Messenger RNA from Anguilla rostrata (American eel), 1702 nucleotides. Its product is annotated as vascular endothelial growth factor D-like. Gene Ontology annotation, biological process: response to hypoxia; induction of positive chemotaxis; positive regulation of mast cell chemotaxis. The coding region runs from base 513 to 1379 and encodes 288 amino acids. Gene Ontology annotation, molecular function: growth factor activity; vascular endothelial growth factor receptor 3 binding; chemoattractant activity. The record is from RefSeq and is a predicted model, not a curated record. The transcript has 8 exons. Gene Ontology annotation, cellular component: membrane. NCBI's taxonomy places the organism in Eukaryota, Metazoa, Chordata, Actinopteri, Anguilliformes, Anguillidae.
GGCUAUCGUGUCUCAGCCAUAGACUGUAUAGGACUCAGUCCGAGAAUCAGCAGCGUUCUACUAUGCAUUUGGCUCUACACAAUGAGCAGUCAGACUGGGGCCAGUUUUUUUCCUGUUCAGUGACUGGAUCGUAUUUAAAAGACAUGCCCAAGCGAGGUUCCAAAUGAGCUACGAUCUGUGGCUGAAAAUGCGACCACCGAAGCUAGAAAUUUGACAACCCCUUGGACCGGAUGAGACUUUUGUAAAAUGGCCAAACUCGUUCUGACUCAGGAUGUCGUAUUGCUUCUUAAGGAGGGCUAAUCAGAGUGAAAUGAUUGCUACUGAUCGGUCUCCGAGAAGUGAAGUUAGGCAACGACACGCUGCUGAAUUAAAUGUUGCAUCACCAGAAUUGUAGUCUUUUUUUCUCUCUGGUCUUUGAUAACUCUUUCCGUAAUCUCCAGUUGUAGUAAUUUUCCGCCUGGCAGGUCCUCCCACGCUCACGCGCAGGACACUGUCUGGAUACUGAAGGAAAUAUGAAGACACAGUUUGCGAUCGUGGUGCAUCUGCUCGUGAUUUUCUACGCGAGAAUGAUGCUGACGCAUGAGGACCGCAGCGCCCAUAAAUCCAGGAGGCGAGACAAGUGGGAGAAGGCCCUCCGGUCAGCCUCCAGUCUGGAGGAGCUGCUGAAGCUCACAGACUUCCACGACACGAAGCUGUGGAAGCCUCGCCUGCGGCUGAAGCACGCGGAGCCGCCCCCCAGCCGCGAGCCGCACCGCUCGCCCCCUCUCGUCUCCCACCGCUCCACCCGCUACGCUGCUGCCCCCUACAGCACGGAGGUCACCCAGCAGAUCACCCAGGAGAUUCUCCAAGCCAUUGACGAGGAGUGGCAGAAGACCCAGUGCAUGCCCAGGGAGACUUGCGUGGAUGUGGCCAAGGAGCUGGGCACCAACCCGGGCAUGUUCUUCAAGCCGCCCUGCGUCUCAGUCUUCAGGUGCAGCGGCUGCUGCCACAGCGAGGCUGUCACCUGCCGAAACACAAGUACAACCUAUGUCAAUAAAACACUCUUUUCUGUGAUUCCUUUUAAAUACAAGCCAGAGCCAGUGCUGAUAAGGGUAGCAAAUCACACAGAGUGUGAGUGCAUGGAACCGGCUCUGAUUCGACGCCAUACCCCCCAGCACAGAAGUGGGUGUUUCCCAGCACAGUGGCCCUCACAUUCAGAGGCCACACACAGCCUGUGCUCUAGUGGGCUGAUCUGGGACUGUGCUGCGGACCAGUGUGUCCCGUACCCUUCCAGGAAUCAGGGUGAGUUACACAGACCCCUCUUUCGGUGUCACUUAAACUCCAGCAUCUGUGCCACGGACGGCAAACGUGUCGACCAAGCCUCCUGCAGCUGUGAGUGAAAGCACCUUCACCGACACACAGACAUUUUGCAAGACUAAUUGUUGGACUUGGAAGAAAUGCUCUUAAUUUAUUUAUACUUAUUUAUAAUUACUUUACAUAUUAUUAUAACCCAUCUCCAGCUUUAACACCACAACAACCAUGUUAAAUGUUUUAACAUGUGCCAUUGUUACUUGUGCUGUUAUGCAAAGGCCUUAAGCACUGUCUUGUGUGCACUGAACAAGCAUGUAUUGUACUUUUUAAAAUAAUAUUUUUAUAAUUUGUUACACUGAUCAAUAAUUAUUUAAAUGUAAAUACUUGUUAUUAAAAUCAUUAUUUUUCUGCA